Molecule: messenger RNA, 3327 nt
Organism: Agelaius phoeniceus (red-winged blackbird)
Lineage: Eukaryota; Metazoa; Chordata; Aves; Passeriformes; Icteridae
Source: RefSeq, a predicted model, not a curated record
CGGAGGCCGCAGCGGCGCCUGAGGAAGCUCGGCCGCCAUUUUGUGCCUCUCGCUCGGUCCGGGGCGGCCGCGCGGGCGCUGCGACUCUGAGGGAGCGCUCGGCUCUCCUGCUUUGUAGGUCGGGGUGACGCCACCAUGGGCCGUAAGAAGAAGAAGCAGCUGAAGCCUUGGUGCUGGUAUUGUAAUAGGGAUUUUGAUGAUGAAAAAAUCCUUAUACAGCAUCAAAAAGCAAAGCACUUUAAAUGCCAUAUAUGUCAUAAGAAACUGUAUACAGGACCUGGUUUAGCUAUACACUGCAUGCAGGUACAUAAAGAAACAAUAGAUGCUGUUCCAAAUGCUAUUCCUGGCAGAACAGACAUUGAACUGGAAAUCUAUGGAAUGGAAGGCAUUCCAGAAAAAGACAUGGAGGAACGGAGGAGGUUACUUGAACAAAAAACUCAGGAGAGCCAGAAAAAGAAACAACAGGAUGAUUCUGAUGAGUAUGAAGAUGAUGAAUCUGCAGCUUCAACUUCAUUUCAACCCCAGCAAGUUCAGCCACAGCAGGGGUACAUUCCCCCAAUGGCACAGCCAGGUUUGCCUCCUGUGCCAGGUGCACCAGGGAUGCCUCCAGGUAUACCCCCAUUAAUGGCAGGUGUUCCACCUAUGAUGCCUGGAAUGCCUCCAGUUAUGCCUGGAAUGCCACCUGGAUUACAUCAACAGAGAAAAUACAUGCAGUCAUUUUGUGGUGGAAACAUGAUGAUGCCAAUGGGUGGAAUGAUGCCUCCUGGGCCAGGAAUCCCACCUCUUAUGCCUGGUAUGCCACCAGGUAGGUCAGGGUUGUCGAACUCGUACUAUGGGAUGCCCCCUCCUGUCGGGCCUCGGCCUGGCAUGCCUCCAAUGACACAAGCACAGCCUGUUACAGCCCCGGGCAUUCUGAACCGGCCUCCAGCUCCUGCUGCAACAGCACCAACUCCACAGCCUCCAGUUACUAAACCACUCUUUCCAAGCGCGGGGCAGAUGGGGACACCUGUCACAAGCUCAAGUGCAGCUUCCUCCAAUUCAGAAAGUCUCUCAGCAUCUUCUAACGCUCUGUUUCCUAGCACAGCACAAGCUGCAGCAGCUGUGCCAGGGCCAGUUGGUACUGAUUUCAAACCUUUGAAUUCUACACCUGCGACAACAACGGAACCCCCCAAACCAACAUUCCCGGCUUACACACAGUCUACAGCCUCAACCACUAGCACGACAAACAGCACUGCAGCUAAACCAGCUACUUCUAUCACAAGUAAGCCUGCUACCCUCACAACAACCAGUGCAACCAGUAAGUUGAUCCAUCCAGAUGAGGAUAUAUCACUGGAAGAGAGAAGGGCACAGUUGCCUAAAUACCAGCGCAAUCUUCCUCGACCAGGCCAGGCUGCCCUGGGUAAUCCACCGGUUGGACCAAUUGGAGGUAUGAUGCCACCACAGCCAGGAAUUCCUCCACAACAGCAAGGAAUGAGACCUCCCAUGCCACCUCAUGGUCAGUAUGGUGCUCAUCACCAGGGCAUGCCAGGAUAUCUUCCUGGAGCAAUGCCUCCAUACGGUCAGGGACCUCCGAUGGUGCCCCCGUACCAGAGUGGACCUCCUCGCCCUCCGAUGGGAAUGAGACCGCCCGUAAUGUCGCAAGGUGGCCGCUACUGAUGCUCCUACUCACGCUCUAAUAGCCCUGCCAUAGGACAGGCUGAGGCAGAGUCUCAGUGUUGCCCUGUUCAGUCUGAGGCAAGUGGGAUUUAUUUUAUUCAUUCUGGGGGCUUUCACAGCUUUAUGGCUGUUGGAUAUUUAUGUCCCCAAACUUGCAGCAAGUUUGGUGAAGGCCCCUAAAUUUAUUUUAAUUUAGGUUUUUUAUUCUCUUUUGGUAGAUGGGCUCUAUAUUAAUAUUUAUCUUUUUAUUAUCACUGUGUUUUUAAGAGUCUUAAGGGGGGAACCUGUUUUAAGAUGUGUGGGUACCUUUUCUCUUAAUGGAAUGCAUUUCCUUCAAGGCUGCUCAGGUAGUCCUUAAGACACUGCCCCUCCCCAUUUUCCCUGCAUUGCAUUUGUGCUGUAUUUGGUUCUGGGUUUGGUAGUGUUCAUUUUGUGUAGUCUCUGAAUUAGUGGCAUGUAAAUACCAAUUAUUCAUGUUUUCUCUUCUGAGGGAUGUGUAUCUAUUGAAAAGCUUAAAAUAGAUUUGAACUAGUAAGUUAAUUGCUACAAAAAGUUGUAGCCCAAAUUACAGAAUACAGUUUCUUUGAAGAAGGUUAAGAUGUUAAUACUGCUGUGUUUGUGAGCUGCACCUCAACAAAUAUUAAUGUAGAGCCCUGCGAAGAAAUAGAGAUCAGAUCCUUGUUGGUAACACAGAAUAGAAGAGUGAGAAAUCAAAGCUGCAGAUUUUUCAGCUUGCCAGUUUCAGGAAGAACCUUUUCCUCAGUCUCUUUUUCCUCAGUUCAGGGAGAACUUUUUCCUCCAUCUCAAAUACGUCAAAUUUGAAAAUGUUUUGACUCUUGCAACAGUAGUAAGAGUUGAAAAACUUUCUUUUAAACCUUGUGAGAUUCUGUUGCAUAUUCAAAAGCUUUAUUUGAAGCUUUAUCCUUCUUUCACGCAGUGCCUAGCAAAAAUUUCUACCCUUUGUGAAGAAAAAGGUGCUUAUUCUGUUGCAGAUCCAUUGGUUGCGAAUGCUUGAGGUUGCUUAAGGAAAGCUUCAGAACAGCAGGUUUUGUCUGAGGAGGUCUUGUAGCAUACCAGCAGUGAAAUAGUAAAUAAAGAAAUCUGGGAGUCUGGUUUGACUUCCUUUUUGAAGUUUUUGGGAUAUUUUUCAAGUUUGUGGUGAGGCUUUUUUAUGAGCAUAAUUGUUUAUUUCUUCAAGAUUUUGUUUGAUAAUGACCCCUAAUGGGAUUUCAAGUAAUUUUAAUUCAAGGAUAGAGUUGUAAUUAACUUAGAGUGGAUUGCACAUUGCUGUUGUACUCUUCUUUGUUUGUACUCUGCCCUUUGCAUUUUUCCUGUAGAAGGCCCCCCCAAAAUCCUUGUCUGACUCGAAAAUUGACAUGUCCAUGUUAACUGUUUCAGAAUGGUUAUUGAGCAUGGUCUUGCUUUGCUAAUUCUCGUUGUGGUGCUCCCCCUGAUAACAGUGAAGAUGAGAACAAUUCUUCAAGAUAAACUACUGCAACUAGUACUUCUUUUACUUGCUUAACUUAUAGGACCAUUUGGCUUAGUUAUUUUUUCCCUAGAAUGUCUAAGGAAACUGUUAAACUCAAAAUAAUACAUUGUGGGGCUUGUACUUCUUGCUUAAAGUAUCUGAAUCUCUUAGAGUUUCAAAAUAAAAAAUAGGCAGUUUUGAAA